Molecule: messenger RNA, 2214 nt
Organism: Cladophialophora yegresii CBS 114405
Lineage: Eukaryota; Fungi; Ascomycota; Eurotiomycetes; Chaetothyriales; Herpotrichiellaceae
Exons: 3
Coding region: 1-2214 (737 amino acids)
Biological process (GO): magnesium ion homeostasis
Cellular component (GO): intracellular membrane-bounded organelle
Source: RefSeq, a predicted model, not a curated record
AUGAACACACGAACCACGAACUCGUACCUGGCCCGACGGCCACUGGUCCUGGGUCUUGCAAAGGCCCUCUUCCUUUCAGUCGGACGGUUACCGAUUGUACAAGCCGCACCCCUCCUCGCAAGAGACCUAUUCUCUUCAGCCGACGAACCAGAAGCAAAACCUCCGGAUGAUCCAAGCCUAUGGAUAUACUUGACUGUCGCAGCGGUGCUGGUGCUGCUAGGUGGAGCGUUUGCAGGUCUGACGAUAGCGUUGAUGGGUCAAGAUGAGAUAUAUCUCCAGGUCAUAAAGGAUUCUGGUGAAGGUAAAGAGAGGGCGCAUGCUGCAAAGGUGUUAAAAUUGCUUCGCAGUGGGAAGCAUUGGGUUCUUGUCACUUUGCUAUUGAGCAAUGUCAUCACCAACGAGACCUUACCUAUCGUGCUGGAUCGGUCCCUCGGUGGCGGAUGGCCUGCUGUUCUGGGUUCGACUGUGCUUAUUGUGAUCUUCGGCGAAAUUGCCCCUCAGUCCGUUUGCGUCCGUUACGGCUUGCCAAUCGGUGCUUUUAUGGCACCGUUUGUCCAGGCCCUAAUGUGGCUCCUAGCUCCUGUCGGAUGGCCAACCGCCAAGCUCCUCGAUUACCUUCUGGGAGAAGAUCACGGGACUACAUACAAGAAGGCGGGAUUGAAAACACUUGUCUCCCUGCAUAGGAGCUUGGGGGAUGCCGGGCAACAACUCAAUUCGGAUGAGGUGACCAUUAUUAGUGCAGUCCUGGACCUCAAGGACAAGCCGAUCGGCAGCAUCAUGACACCGAUGGACGAUGUCUUCACCUUGUCGCUCGAUGACGUCCUCGAUGAAGCCACAAUGGACGAGAUUCUGUCCCAAGGAUAUUCCCGAAUACCCAUUCACCACCCAGACAAUGACUCCAACUUUGUCGGCAUGCUCCUUGUGAAGAUGCUCAUCACCUAUGACCCUGAAGACGCCAAACCAGUCCGAGACUUCGCCCUAGCUACCCUGCCAGAAACUCGUCCUGACACGAGUUGUCUUGACAUUGUCAACUUUUUCCAGGAGGGCAAAUCUCACAUGGUGCUUGUCUCCGAGUAUCCAGGCGAGGACCAUGGUGCGAUUGGCGUGGUGACGCUCGAAGACGUGAUCGAAGAACUGAUUGGGGAAGAAAUCGUGGAUGAAUCUGAUGUCUUUAUUGACGUACACAAAGCCAUUCGCCGAUCAAUGGCAGCGCCGUUCAGGCGCAUUCCAAAAACGUAUAUCCUGCCUGACGAGCCCUCAACAGUCAAUGGCGCCGGUCCAGAGUUGGUCGAUAUUGCCGAAAGCGAGAUACUCUCGCCAGAUGAUCUUCAACGCGCCAAAACGGCUGAAAAUCCGCCCAAAAAGAAGGAUGUUGUGGGCGCUAGGAGACGCUCAAGCGCAAACAGUAUGGGUGGAGAUAACAAAGCUGGUCGGAGAAAUGCGAGCACAGACGAAAUCAAAGAGCACCUGAAGCAUCUUGGACCAUCCAAUCUGGCCAGCAGGCCCCGAACCACGCGAUACAACACAGUGAAGAUCAAGCCCGGGACAGCCACAGCGACGAAGCCAGAGGGUCGGCUAACUCCGGCUCGCCGCAUAUCAGAACCCGCCUCGGAAUACCAGGGUGGCAUUGGAGAAGGAUUGCUCAGUUCUGGUGGUAAGAACGCCAGUGGUGGCGUGCAAGCCUUGAAGCAGGGUUAUGAUACCAUAUCGGGUUCGCCGAGUGAAAGAAGACCGCAUAGUGCGAACAAAGCAGUCCAAGCAGGGCCGCCACUAGACAAAGAUCUCGACCACAACGGCACUCCUGACCAAGACACGUAUCAAGAACGGCCAUCAGUCAGGACCAUGGACAGUCAAAGCACCAUAGGAAGCUUACCCGGAUCCCGGCAGCAGUCAAGAAGCCCUUAUUACCAUCACAAAGGUCCUGCCAGGAGUGGUAGUAUCACGGAAAACAUUGUCGAUACCAAUGGAUUUCGGAAGGUAGUCCUUGAGAUGACAUCGAGCAGCGAGUCGAACGAGGAGGACGAAAAUUCCGGGGCAAACAAGGGGCAACAUUCAUAUGACGAGAACGGAAACUCUACCACAAAACUUCGAGGUGGUAACCAAGAAAAUCCAGACGACCAUCCGGAAGAUGACUCGAAGAAGAAAAAGCGGCGCAAACGGAAGCAUGGGCGCGGCAACGGCAAGGGAGAACGCCAGCCACUGUUGGGCGACUAG